GGAUAUUCUCUGCAAGUGUGGUCUGUGGCACGCACUUGGAAGCGCUCGACGAUGGCUUUUCUGAACAUAAGUGUCUGCUUCUUUUUAUUAGUUCUGGCAACGGCAGACCCGAAGCCUAACCGCAGUCGAGAGCCGACAGACAGUAAAAGGCUUUUUGCUGCCUUUCCCCACGCUGUGGCGGUCUUCACAUCCAACAACCACACGUCGUUUAAGUGCCUGAGUGCUAAAAGAACUCAGUUCGAUCCGGCAACUGGGACGGCCACCUACGUCUGGCAUCUCAAGGCUCACAGCGGUCACAAGAGGAAGGAUGUUGCCUUCAACUUGGCACCUGGCGACACCCCUGAUACGAGCGUUUAUUAUCUGAACGAUGAUAAAGCUCAUCAGUACAAAGCCUACUAUGGCUUCACCGACUACAAGACCUGCGUGGUGCUGAAAGUACCUUACGACAACCAUGAACACUGCAUGCUUUGGGUGAGACGAGCCGUGGUGCACAACGUACCUCAGGAUUGCCUCGAGCACUAUGAAGGAACAUGUGAUAUAAGAGUGCCACUUGUCGACAAGGACAUCUGCAAAGACGAUGAUGAAUAA
This is a messenger RNA of Dermacentor silvarum, 588 nucleotides long. RefSeq lists its product as uncharacterized. The record is from RefSeq and is a predicted model, not a curated record. The transcript has 5 exons. Bases 52 to 588 code for a protein of 178 amino acids. NCBI's taxonomy places the organism in Eukaryota, Metazoa, Arthropoda, Arachnida, Ixodida, Ixodidae. Gene Ontology annotation, biological process: symbiont-mediated perturbation of host defenses. Gene Ontology annotation, molecular function: amine binding.